CCUUACUCCCUACCUCGUACCUGCUUUCCGGCCCCAGCUGUAACGGCGUCCCAGUGUCUCGGACACGCUGCACGCUGCGCGCCGCACCUUUGCAAUUAUACUUUGAACCCCCCAAAAGUCUAGUCCAAUCCUUUCAACUAUUCGCACGCAGGCUCCGAACAGCCUCAAUGUCCUCUCCGGCGACCACUCGACGACGCGGACAGCCGAAAGGCCUCUCAUCGCCUCCCAUGGAGAAGAUGGAUUCUCCUGCCCGGGGUUACGAUGACGAGAAGACGGCCGAUCAAGCCGCCAAUGGUAUGGCCAUGAAUAGACACGCUUCUAGCGAAAAGUCCCUGCAGACUGCUGGUCGAAUAGUCGCCGGUCUCUUUUCCCAAUGGAUCACCGUUGGCGUUAUGCUUGGCCUCAUCUUUGGCGGCUGCUGCUCCAAUGUGUAUGCCUUGGAAGCAAUCAUCAAGGUCGAACCUGCAAGUGGAACCCUCUUGACAUUUGUCCAAUUCCUCUUCGUGGCUGUCACCGGAUACUUUUCCCAAUUCGAUCGAUCGAGACCACCGUUCUUCUUGCAGCAGAACAAGGUCCCGAUACGCCGCUGGAUCAUCAAUAUUGUCCUGUUCUUCAGCAUUAAUGUGUUGAACAACCAUGCCUUCAGCUAUGACAUAUCCGUUCCUGUGCAUAUCAUUCUUCGGUCUGGUGGAAGCAUUACAACCAUGGUCGCUGGGUCUCUUUAUGGGAAAAAGUACUCGCGCAUACAGAUCGUGGCUGUCGUUCUCCUGACAUUCGGUGUCAUCACCGCAGCGUGGUCGGACUCACAGUCAAAGACCUCUUCAAAGGCAACCGAGGGGAGUGACAAGCCCGCUUUUGGGACGGGCCUCGUUGUGCUGUUCGUGGCGCAGGUCCUCUCCGCCAUCAUGGGUCUCUACACUGAAGAGACGUACAAACAAUACGGUCCCCAUUGGCGAGAGAAUCUCUUCUACUCACACCUUUUGUCACUACCGCUCUUCUUGCCGUUUGCGCCAUCACUGAUCCGCCAAUUCCGAAAACUAGCAAACAGUCCGCCUCUUUCGCUACCCAUGGCACAACUUCCCGGCCUUGGCCUCAAUGGGGACGUUGGAGAUGGUCUCUCCAAACUCCAAAUUCCGAGCCAACUUGCUUAUCUGGUGACAAACGUCGUUACUCAGUACGCAUGUAUCCGGGGUGUAAACUUGCUCGCUGCCGUGUCCUCAGCAUUGACUGUUACCAUCGUCUUGAACAUUCGCAAGUUGGUCAGUCUACUUUUGAGCAUAUGGCUUUUCGGGAAUCGCUUGGCCGUGGGGACUCUGGUCGGGGCAAUCAUCGUGUUUGGGGCUGGAGGCCUAUACUCAUUGGAUUCGAGAGCCAAGACCUCUAGGGUGCAAAAGAAUAGUUAGAAAACCCUUCCAAGGGACUUUCAGACAUCCAUAUCUCUAUGGUCGUGUCAAACAGCAGGUGGCUGUUUUGGGAACCAGCAUGGUUGAUGCUUGUACCUCUCGAUAGUGACUUACUUACAUUACGACUGCAACCUUUGACUCAUCCGGCGAGCUUCGUGACUUGGUUAUGCACUAUUGAAUGGUAACAGCCUAGACAGGCAGGGUAGAUGCCCGUAAGUGAAAGACAUGACCGGUGCCAUAAUAUCUUACCUGAGGGCCCAGAGACGUAAGGUAGGCAUAACAGGUACCUUACCUUAUAUGAU
Messenger RNA from Colletotrichum acutatum, 1705 nucleotides. Its product is annotated as NST UDP-N-acetylglucosamine transporter. Lineage: Eukaryota; Fungi; Ascomycota; Sordariomycetes; Glomerellales; Glomerellaceae. Gene Ontology annotation, cellular component: endoplasmic reticulum membrane; Golgi membrane. The transcript has 6 exons. Gene Ontology annotation, molecular function: UDP-N-acetylglucosamine transmembrane transporter activity. Gene Ontology annotation, biological process: transmembrane transport. Bases 168 to 1403 code for a protein of 411 amino acids. The record is from RefSeq and is a predicted model, not a curated record.